Molecule: messenger RNA, 366 nt
Organism: Arxiozyma heterogenica
Lineage: Eukaryota; Fungi; Ascomycota; Saccharomycetes; Saccharomycetales; Saccharomycetaceae
Gene: RPB11
Product: DNA-directed RNA polymerase II core subunit RPB11
Exons: 1
Coding region: 1-366 (121 amino acids)
Biological process (GO): transcription by RNA polymerase II
Cellular component (GO): RNA polymerase II, core complex
Molecular function (GO): DNA binding; protein dimerization activity
Source: RefSeq, a predicted model, not a curated record
AUGAAUGCUCCAGAUAGAUUUGAAUUGUUCUUACUCGCAGAAGGUGAAUCCAAAUUAGAAAUCGAUCCAGACACCAAGUCUCCAAAUGCUAUAGUAAUAACUUUUAAUAAAGAAGACCAUACCCUAGGUAAUCUAAUUAGAGCAGAACUGUUAAAUGAUAAAAAAGUCUUAUUUGCUGCUUAUAAAGUAGAGCAUCCCUUCUUUGCAAAAUUCAAAAUGAGAAUACAGACUGUAGAAGGUUACGACCCAAGGGACGCUUUGAAGAAUGCUUGUAAUAAUAUUAUUAAUAAAUUGGCUGUAUUUAAAACUAAUUUUGAAACUGAAUGGAAUUUACAAACUUUAGCUUCUGAUGAAAAUUUUUCAUAA